Molecule: messenger RNA, 3438 nt
Organism: Blepharisma stoltei
Lineage: Eukaryota; Ciliophora; Heterotrichea; Heterotrichida; Blepharismidae
Source: the annotation of a GenBank genome assembly
AUGGAAAGCCUGUACUUCAGUCAUAAACCAGAAACCAGCAGCAAAAAGAAGGUUAUUCUUGGAGCUUUAGCUCUUAUAGCUAUUUUAGGAGUUGUUGCAACAUUGUCUGCUAAUUCAAGCAACUCAAAAAAUAUUCUUCUCCAACAGUAUGAAAUCGAGGAGCAAGAGUUUCAAGGAUUCAUUGCUAAAUAUAGCAAAGUAUACGAAAGUGUAGAAGAGUUCAAUGCUCGCUUUAAGAUUUUCAGGGAUAAUAUCGCCUAUGCAAGAAUCCACAAUACCCUUGGAAAAAGCUAUAUACUAGGCCAAACCAAAUUCUCUGACCUCACCCAUGAAGAGUUCAAAGCUCUUUAUACUAGCUCAUAUACUCCUAGAGGGGUUGUCCUGAAAAUACCCCUGGCCGCAUCGUUUACACUGUACUUUAUAUCAAUUAAUUAGCAAAUUAAGUUGUUUCUAAUGAGACAGAUGCUCUGGUAAAUUGAGUGGCACUAAAUAGGCUAAUUAAAAAUCUGUUAUUAUAAUAUGCUCUGCAAUAUGCAAUACUCCAGUCUAUACUGGUGCAAGGUGUUGCGCAGAAUUUUACUGCUGAAGUUUCGAGACAUGAUACACUAGUACAAGUUUUGAUACAGAAUGUGCUAGUAAAGUUUUGAGACAUGAUGCGCUAGUGCAAGAUUUGAUACAGAAUUUUGUAGUAAAUGCAGGAUAUGUUGAUUCAUGAUGCGUUGGUGCAAGGUUGCAUAAUGCCCUGGUAAAUGCAGAAUGUGCUAAUAAAGUUUUAAUACAUGAUGCGCUAGUGCAAGGUUUAUACAAGAAUGCUCUAGUGAAUACAGGUUGCGUUAGUACAACAGAUAUGCAGGAUGCUCUGGUACAGGAUGUGUUGAAUGUGAAUAAUAAGUGGUUUAAAUUGUAAAUAAAAAUAAAAUAAAUUUUCUUCUUGCUUCUUAUGUUCAUAAAAUAUAUAACAGCUGUUAAAGUAUUUCUACCUGAAUAUAAUAGGGUAGCUAAUAUAUUUCUUACAAAAUUUUCCAAAAUACUGUUAGCAAACUAUUGCUUCACCAUUAAAGAGCCUAUAAUCCCUUUAAAAUCUAAUCUUAGUAUUUAUUUAUUAAUAAAUAUAAGGCUUAUUAAUGCUUGUAAUGCUUUAUCUGAUAACUCAGCUGAAUUUUUCCUCGUCUUUAGGCUUUUUAUUGGUGAUGAUACUUUCAAUACAUAAAUUUAUGAUUUCUUUAACAAAUAAAGAUAAGACUAUAAAAUGACGGAAUUGACUUCAGAAAUUGCGCGAAAAUUGGGUUUUAACAUUCCAAGUCAUGAAGGCGAAAAUCUUAGUGAUCAGUUAAUAGAAUUAGCUUCCAACGAUGAGGUAAUACUUCAAUCUGUAGCAAAAUGGUUCAAAUUAGGACCUCUUAAAGUGUCCAUGAUAAUCAGCGAAUAUAUAAAAAGUCAAAAAAAAGUAGAGAUGAACGAGCUGUACAGCAAAUUAUGUCUGAAGCUGAUGAAAAUAAUCUAGAUUCAAGAAACAAUUUUAUGCCUGUGCAUGAUUUGGAAAAUCCAGUAAAUAAUGAAGAUGAGUCAGACAAAAACAAUGAGUCACAAGAAAAAGCUUCAGAAAAUUUAAGCAAAGUUAAUUUACAGGUAUCUCAAAUAUCUAUUGCCAAUCCGCAAAUUAAUUUAGAAUCUGACAAUAGACAAGCAUUUGAACAGCAAUUAGAGGCGCACAAAAAAGAAGAAGAAGAAGAAAAUAUCACGGGUGCAUUUAAUGUUGGAGACAAGGUAAAUUGCACAAAUAUAAAAGAAUUUCAUAUUAUUAUAAAAAAAGAAAGCUCUACAGGACGACAAAGCCAAAAUUUAUGUUAAAAGAUCUGAUUCUGCAAAAAAGUUGAUUCAGUUUGAGUGUUAUUUUUCAAGUGAGCAUGCUAAUAUUCUUUUUCCUUCUAUUAAGCCUGAAUUGUUUUGCAAGUUCAAAAUGAGUUGAAAGUAUACAUUGGAUUUAUUAGAGUCAUAUACUUUUGAGUGCAUACAUGUUCAUCAAAAUCAUAAUCAUAAAGGAAUUCCGCAAGAUCAGUGUGAUAAUUUAAUUGAAUGCGAAUAUUGCCAAAUAGCAUCAAAGAACAAGUGAUCCAAUAUUAUAUUGAAGGAUUUACAAUUAGGCAGAUACAGUCUAUGCUAAGCGCAAAUGAUGAUUUUAAGAUAUCAAUAGAGAAAUUAUACAAUGUUGUAGAAUAUUAUGCAAAAACUCAUUCGGAAAAUUUCACCUUUGAUAGAAUAAUAUCAAGCGAAUGUCAUCAUACAAAUGCAAUAAUUGAAUUUGAUAGAGCCUUAAUGAGAUUUUUUAUUACAGAUUUAUCAAGAAUAGAGAUGUGACAAAAAUUACAAGAUGUGAUACUUAUAGACAGUACAUAUAAGGUUCAUGAAAGUUUUAGAUCUGCAGUAUUUAUUUUAACUGUAGAUCCAUAUGGAUCUAACUAUGUGCUAGCAAUGGCACUUACAAAAAAAGAAACUGAAAACGACUAUUCAUGAAUAUUUAUGAACUUUCUAAAACAUUUUCAGAGUCCACAAAUAAUUUUUGUGGAUCGCAACCAAGCACAGUAUAAUGCUCUUAGUGAUAAGUUUAGAAACUCAAAGAUAAUUUUUUGUUUAUGGCAUAUUCAAAGGAAUCUUAUAACAUACUUGACUCCUUUACAUAUUAGCGAUUUAAAAAAUAUUGAUAUACAGGGUGUAAGCGAUGCGGCCAUUUUCAGGACAGCCCCUCCUAGAGAGCAAAGACCAACUACUGAUGACUCUCCACUCGAAGUUGUCUAUUCAAAAUAUGAUUGGAGAACCCAGCGUGCAGUCACUCCAGUUAAAGAUCAAGGACAAUGUGGCUCAUGUUGGGCCUUUUCAACGACUGGAGCUGUUGAAGGAGCUUGGGCUAUAGCUAAACGUUCCCUUAUAUCGCUUUCUGAACAAGAGUUAGUUGACUGUUCAUCUUCAUAUGGCAAUUUAGGAUGCAAUGGCGGUGUAAUGGACUACGCUUUUGACUUCGUUAUUGAUAAUGGACUUACCACUGAAAGCAACUAUCCUUAUACAGGAUCAGUAGGACAAUGUCAAACUUCUCUUGAAGCAAAAGUUGCAGCCAAAAUCAGUAAUUACGGAUAUGUUUCUCCUAAUUCAUCAAGUACCCUUAUGCAAGCAGUUGCGGCAAGGCCAGUUUCAGUUCUUGUACAAGCCGAUCAGCCAGCAUGGCAACACUAUGUUUCAGGGAUUGUAUCAAGUGAUUGCGGAACCGGAGUUAAUCAUGCUGUCCUCGUUGUUGGGUAUGAUAUGGCUGCCAAGCCACAAUAUUGGAUUGUGAAGAACUCUUGGGGAACAAACUGGGGAGAGCAAGGAUACAUUAGGAUCGCUGCUUCUAAUGGCAAUGGAGUAUGUGGCAUCAAUAUGUAUGCAUCAUACCCUAUUGUUUAA